Fraxinus pennsylvanica is the source of this 885-nucleotide messenger RNA. The record is from the annotation of a GenBank genome assembly. NCBI's taxonomy places the organism in Eukaryota, Viridiplantae, Streptophyta, Magnoliopsida, Lamiales, Oleaceae.
AUGUCGCGUCGAGAAGAUCGAAAUUUUGACUCGAAACGCUAUCGUUCUCGGUUCGACCGGGAACCCAGUCCUAAGAGAUCUAGGAGGGAUGGUAAGCCAGCAACUGAAAGACCACCUACUGACACUGGUUUGAAUAAAGAUCAUUUGGACCGGGAUCAGAAGCACCGACGUCGGCUGCAGGAUGCAUUUCCCCUCGAGGCUCCAUCAGCACAGGGAUCUAAGGUUGAAACUCAAGCUGUUAGCAAAGAAUCUGAAAACAAGAUUAAUGGACACAAUGAUGGAACCAAACACUCUUCUGACCCAACUAAAAUACCUCGGUCGCAAUCAUACUUUCAGGAGCAGCAUAGUGAUAGGAUCGAAAAGAAAGCAGUAGUCAAUGAUACAGAGCAAAAGGUCGAGAAAGCUAAAGAUAAUGAUAAUGGGGAAGACAAUCGAGUAUGGCGCCAUGAUGGGUACUUUGAAAUGGAGGCUGAUCAAAAACCACCUGUACGUAAAAAGCCUUCCUUUAGAGAGCAAAAGAUUCCGGCAGUUCCCGAUAAAACUGACAAAGGAAUCACAAACUCUCGAGAUCUCCCCGUAGACAAUGAAAGACGAGUUGAACGAGAGAACGUCUCUCGUAAUUACGACAGACCUGAGAGAUCAUUCAUGGGGGAGAGGGAGGCAAAAAGGGGUGAGACAUGGAGGGGUAACUCAUCGAGAGAUGGAUAUGGUGCCAGCAGUGGUCUCAGGGGUAGAGAUAGAUUCGGUACAAGGCAAACCGAUCGUCCAACUGCUGGUCGUGUUGAGAAAUGGAAGCAUGAUCUUUAUGAGGAGUCGAAUAGGAGUCCAACUCCGAAGAAUGAAGAAGAUCAGAUUUCCAAAAUUGAAGCUCUCUUGGCUUCAUAA